AUGAUGACGCCGACCCGGCACGCUUCCAACCGUAGUCUACCUCCUCUACUUCGUCCUCUCCCACUGUCUUUCCCCUUCCUCGCCUCCUCCUCCCUUCCCCCCGUUUUACCUUGCGCCUCCCCCCCCCCUUCCCCUCUUCCAUCACCUCCUUUUUUUCCCCUCCACCGCCCUCCCCUUUUUCCCUCUUCCCCACCUCUCCUCCUCCACUCCUCCCCGCUUCUCUUUCUCCCCGCCUCACAUCCUCCCCUCAUCCCCUCCCCCAUCUGCCCACCGCGCCCCCCCUCCUCUCCUCCUCCCGUCCUCCCGCAACCCCUCCACCUCUCCUCCCUGCCUCCAUGUGCGCGUCAACAGGCGUGGAGGGUGGCGGGGAGCACCAAAGCAGCGGUGGCGGCGGAGGAGGUGGGCAAGUUCCACGCGGGGGAGAGCUACCUGGUGCAGCACACGUCCAUCCGCGACCGCAAGCACGAGUACCUGCUCUUCCUCUGGAUGGGCAAGGACACCUCCGCUGCGGAUCGCACGGCAGCCACGGCGCUGGCAGUGCGAACCAUGGAUGGGCUCAGAGGCAACGUCACUCUGGUGAGCGCCCUGCCCGCCCCACUCCCUCAUGCUGCCCGCCCUGCUUGCUCAUGCUGCCCGCCCCGCUUGCUCAUGCUGCCCGCCCCGCUUGCUCAUGCUGCCCGCCCCGCUUGCUCAUGCUGCCCGCCCCGCUUGCUCAUGCUGCCUGCCCCCAUUGGGCGUAUCGGUGUGCGGGUGGUGCAGGGCAGGGAGCCAGAGCAGUUCCUAUCGCUCUUCAAGAGCCACCUGCUCUUCCUCAAGGGCAAGGCAGCAGAGGCGUAUGAUGCGGUGGGCAUCGCUCUCUUCCGAGUGCGGGCGCGCGACAACGGGCUCAUCCUGGCCGUCCAAAUGGACACGGUGCCGCGGUCGCUCAACUCAUCGGAGUGCAUGCUGCUGCAGACCCCCGCCAACCCAUUCCUGUGGGUGGGCAGAAACAGCACUGAGGCCGACAAGGCCGCCGCCACCACCGCUGCUGAAAUCUUCAAGCCCGGAGUGGCACUGAAGCAGCUGGCGGAGGGGAAGGAGACGUCGGUGUUCUGGGGGCAUCUGGGCGCCAAGGGGGACUACCCCGCGCAGCGCGAGCAGAGGGAGGCGCAGCGGGAUGCGCGCCUCUUCCACUACACUGGCACUGCAGGUGACUAUAGCGAGGUGGUGGAGGUGCCCAACUACGAGCAGGAGGAUCUGAUCAGCGAGGACGUGAUGCUGCUGGACACGCACAGCGAGGUGUUCGUGUGGGUGGGCGUCAACCUGCCCGACAAGGACAAGAAGGACGCCUUCGAGUACGCGCAGCGGUACGUGGAGGCGGUGGCGGGCAGCGAGGGGCGGUCGAAGGAGGUGACCAUCAUCCGCGUGGUGGAGGGCUUUGAGCCGCCCAUGUUCACCUGCCACUUCCAUUGGGACCCCACCAAGACUGCUGCCUUUGUGGACCCGCACGAGCGCAAGCUGGCGCACCUGCAGGGCCGCGAGGUGGAGCUCUCCGACGCUGCCAAGCGCAAGCUGGCAACACUUGGCCUAGCAUCAUCCCACCCCGCCGCUGCUGCUGGCGCUGCUGCCGGCGGUGCCGCUGCGGCACCAGCAGAUGCUGAGCCGGCCGCAGCAGCCCCGCCAGCAGAGGUUGUUGCUGCUGCGGCUGCACACGCUGCCAAGGAUUCAGCAUCCUCUCAGAUGGCAGCAGCAAUGGCUGCCCUUAAGGGCUCCAUUAGGGGGGUGCCCACCAAGCCUGAUCCUGCCGCUGCUUCUCCUGCUGCUGCCGCACCUGCGCCCAUGGCUACGCCCGAGCCUGCUCCCGCUGAGGAGGUUGCGGCGCCCAUGUCUGCUGCUUCUCAGCGCGCUGCUGCCAUCGCUGCCCUGUCGGGCACUCUCACUGCGGAGAAAAGGAAGAGUGGUGGAGGAGCAGCAUAUUCCAUCCCCAAGGUGCAAUCGCCCGCUGCCACGGCUCGCUCACCAUCCUCCACGCCCGAACCACAGCCUGCUGCCAGUCCCGCUGCCGUCACGCCCUCCUCCCCCGUGCCCGCCCCCAUCCCCGAGGGAGACGAGCCCUCGGAUGCGGCGGGCACUGAGGCAGCAGUGGAGGGCGCCGUGUACGCCCUGGAGAGGCUCACAGUCAACAGCACGGACCCUGCUCCUGGCAUCGACACCAAGAAGCGAGAGGCUUAUCUGUCUGAUGCGGACUUCCUCCAAGCGUUCGGAUGUGAUAAGGAGGCUUUCUACAAGCAGCCCAAGUGGAAGCAGGAUACCAAGAAACGCUCGCUCCACCUUUUUUAA
Closterium sp. NIES-65 is the source of this 2319-nucleotide messenger RNA. The record is from the annotation of a GenBank genome assembly. NCBI's taxonomy places the organism in Eukaryota, Viridiplantae, Streptophyta, Zygnematophyceae, Desmidiales, Closteriaceae.